GGAGAGAUCUGAAUUCUGUACCUAGAUAAGGCAGAUUAGAACGAGCCAUUCAUUGGCUGAAUUUCUGGAUUCACAUGGAAAGUCGUUUUUAAAUCCCCGGGAACUGUCCGACGGUACUGAAGAAGAAAUGUUAAAGAGCUUUAAAAAAGAAACAACAGCUUGACAUCCAAAUCAGAAAAAAGCACAAAUUCCAGUCUUCAGUGCUAGCUGGUAUGUGGGCAUGGUGCUGACCAGACACGAUUACGGUAAAAUCCUGGGAUGAGCUUCUCGUUUUCUACGGGAAGUUCUCAUUGCCAUCCCGAGGAGAUAUUUAAAAAUAGCCUUUCCCUUUGUUAUGUGUCCGACUUAAAGCAAUCCUAUGGAUGAACGCCUUCCAAAAUGCCUUGCCCAUGACAGCUGUAUUAGACUGAAAUGAUCCUCUUCACACGUUUCAUGUUGCUGUUACCAGCUGCUACCCUGAACCGGAAGUGCCGAUAAAUCCUGAGCUGACGCGAGAGGUCCCAACCUCUCUCCCCAUCCCCUCUGCCAGCCCGGCCCAUGCGCAGUCGGCUUCCUUCUUCCGCGUGACACUGACGCAAGGACGCCCCGCCCGCCUGUGACGUCAGCGGGCCAAGGCGGAAGAGAGUAAAAGAGAGGAGCGGAAAGGAGGGCUUGAGGCUGCAGCUGCUCGGCAAGGGGCGCUUCUCUACGCCGGGGUUACCAUAGAGACGACCUGUUCUGUUGUAGGCUGACUCAUCUUCUGCUACCAUGGAUAUGCUCUUUGGGCGUCGGAAGACCCCGGAGGAGAUGCUGCGGCAAAAUCAACGGGCACUGAAUCGUGCCAUGCGAGAGCUGGACCGUGAGCGGCAGAAAUUAGAAACCCAAGAGAAGAAGAUCAUUGCUGACAUCAAGAAAAUGGCCAAACAGGGGCAGAUGGAUGCUGUGAAGAUCAUGGCUAAAGACCUGGUGCGGACAAGGCGCUAUGUCAAGAAGUUCAUCAUGAUGCGAGCUAACAUUCAAGCCGUGUCCCUCAAGAUACAAACUCUCAAGUCUAACAACUCUAUGGCUCAGGCAAUGAAGGGAGUCACCAAAGCCAUGGCCACCAUGAACAGACAGCUCAAGUUGCCCCAGAUCCAGAAGAUCAUGAUGGAAUUUGAGAAGCAGUCGGAAAUCAUGGACAUGAAGGAAGAGAUGAUGAACGAUGCUAUUGAUGAUGCCAUGGGUGAUGAGGAAGAUGAGGAGGAAAGUGAUGCUGUUGUCUCCCAGGUGUUGGAUGAGCUGGGUUUGACACUGACAGAUGAGCUCUCCAACCUACCUUCAACUGGCGGUUCCCUGAGCGUGGCAGGAGGGAAGAAAGCCGAGGCCUCAGCUGCUCUCGCUGAUGCAGAUGCUGAUCUCGAGGAACGACUAAAGAACCUGAGGCGGGACUAGCGGGCACAGACUCAACAUCACUCCCCUGGCAUGGCAUGGGUCUGAGUCACUUCUGAUUUUGGGGCUCCCUCUGCUGUUUCAGGGCACAGAGCCAUGCAGGCUUGUGGGGGUUGCUGUGGGCAGCAUGAUUGGAGGGAAAACGUUAAGUGGCACUGUUAGUGCUCUUACUCUCUCCUCCUUUUAAACGGACUUUUAAUCUCACCUGGCAUGGGUGGUUCUCCCCAGCCCCCUGAUACCUUAUCAGUGUCUCCAUUCCACAAAUCUGGGUGGUCUAGAGGCUCAAAAUAAGUUCUUUUCUAAUUGGUGGUGUGAAUGAAGCAGCCUCUUGUAAUCCAUGUGCAAUCCUGCAUAUUCUGCUGCUGGGGAGAACGGGUGGGGAGGAGAGGAGCAGCAGCAGGCAGUUCCUUAGCAGAUGCUUCCUGCUCCUCUUGCGAAGGGGGCGAGAGUCUCUAGCACUUUCCUAGCUUAACACUUUAGUUACAGCCCUGUCCCUUGGAGGCAGCUGGCCUCAAGAUUGCGUCUCUCUGUAACUUGUAAUAAAGGAGGUAAAUUUGUACUGAAA
Messenger RNA from Varanus komodoensis (Komodo dragon), 1972 nucleotides. It is a transcript of the gene CHMP2A, whose product is annotated as charged multivesicular body protein 2A. Gene Ontology annotation, cellular component: ESCRT III complex; multivesicular body. NCBI's taxonomy places the organism in Eukaryota, Metazoa, Chordata, Lepidosauria, Squamata, Varanidae. The transcript is spliced from 6 exons. The record is from RefSeq and is a predicted model, not a curated record. Gene Ontology annotation, biological process: late endosome to vacuole transport; endosome transport via multivesicular body sorting pathway; protein transport. Bases 748 to 1410 code for a protein of 220 amino acids.